Molecule: messenger RNA, 3058 nt
Organism: Aspergillus homomorphus CBS 101889
Lineage: Eukaryota; Fungi; Ascomycota; Eurotiomycetes; Eurotiales; Aspergillaceae
Product: LIM domain protein
Exons: 3
Coding region: 258-2675 (805 amino acids)
Source: RefSeq, a predicted model, not a curated record
CCUCGUUCCUCUGACACUGCAGAUGAAACAAGUAACAAAUCGACUUGGGCUGAUCGGAUCUGUCUAGUUCAUUCCAGCUUGUCUCCGGUCCACUCGCCCCAGCCACCUUUCGGCCUCCCAUUGGCUCUGUUCCGCUAUAUUAGACACUGACUUCAUAGCCCUCCCUGCCUUGAGCAGCCAACUCAUCAGCCGAAACCCCUCCCCUUCCCAUCCCAAAAUAUUUUCCUGUUGUCUAUGAAUCCUCAGGAUACAUCUUCAUGGCCAGUAUGAUGCAUAGGCCUCAAUUUCAGAAGCCCAAGGAGGGCCAACGAAAGUUCUCCCCGCCUGGCCCGACUUACAUGUCCGACGACCAGAUUGCAACCUAUCUGAAAGAUUUGCGGACAAAUCGUCCUACGCGCCCUGGCGGAUCUAGGCCACUUCCCGCAAGACCUGCUGCAGCGCCUUCUCAUCCUCAUGACGACCUACCUCCGCGAGCGGCAUCAGCGAUGUCGUCUUAUGGUCCAUCGCGGAUGCAAUCUAGCCCGCCCACCGCAGAGGCCGGAUUCCCCCGGGCUACCAGUUCGCUUUCUAACCAUAGACCAGCCUCUUCUUUAGGAGGUCCCACCGGACGUCCCUUGGUCCAGGAACCGAGGACGAUCCCGAUUAGGCAAACCGUAUCACCGGCAAGGGCUUUCUCUCGUGUGGAACAGAUUUCCUCAAGGCCUACGUACCGUGAGAACCCCCAGCGACGCAUAGAAAAGGAAGAGGCCAGGUCCUUGCGUGAUGCCUUGCAGGAGGUGGAUCUCCAUGAUGAGCACGAUCUUCACGCCGCUGCCCAAGAUGAGGCCACCGAACUGGUAUGGAUGCAUCAACAUCCAGGUGUACCGUACAAGAACCCAUAUGCGCCUUACCACAACCCCGACUUGAGCGAUCUGCAACAGAGUCCACCAAGGAAUAGCUUCGCUUCUCAGAAUGGUGGUCCCAGCUCCCCAACAGCACGCAGGGAUAGCCGUCGAGUUGUCUAUCAAGGAUCGACCGUCAGCCAUACCGGGACGAAUGGCUUCCGGGGAAGUGAUAGAAAGUCUACGUUCGGCGGCGACUCGCAAGCCAUUUUGGAAGAAGCUUCAAGCCCGCCAAAGAGUCCAACCAAAGGAGGAAGCCUGCGAAGUGGCUUGAAAGUCAAUUUUGCACUACCCCGGGAAGGGGAGCCAUCAGUGGCCUCGGGCGACAGCCAUGGGUUAGGUUUGACGAAUGGCAGCAACGAAACAUCAAGAGGUAUCUUCAGAAACCCCAACGACCAGAUCUACGAAGAGCCCCAUCUCUCUCCUCGGAAGGAUGAGGGUUCUCGUUUGAUCUUCUCUAGAUCCGAAUCAUCUGCCUUGAGGAAUAAACCCCGCAAUGCGCUUCCUCGCGGGUCCCGGCCCCUGCCUGGUCGCUUUGGUAGUCUCUCUUUUGUUGAUAAGCUCUCCCGCUUCGAGAUCCAUAAGAAUCCUCCGAGCCAAACGAGGAAUCCUGAGUAUACGACGAACGAGCCUCAUUCCCAAGAAGCGCCGCCUGCAACUGAGGUUCAACAGCAGGAGGUCCCAACGAAAGAUGGCCUGGAGAUCCGCAGUGAUGAACUUCGGGCCGCGACGAGCAAGAAACUCAGAGAUCGCAGCACUAGACUCCCUAUGCCGACUGCAGUGAGCGACCGAGCUGGCCGACCCAUAGUGAGCUUCGAUCCCACAUGGAAACCUACUGAGGCGCAAAGCCCUCCCAAGCGCGACAGAGGCUGGGACGCAACACCGCAGCCACCGCCUUCCGCGCCCACGAUUGAAGUGUCCGAAGCACCAUCCGUACCAGUGAUAAAUCUUCCGGAUGACAAGGAGCCCACCAUUUCUGAGAUCUCUGGCUCGCAUAGGGGCUCAGGAAUGGCCGUGAAGCCAUCCCCGACCCCGCUUAAGAGUAAUGCAGGCCUGAACCGGCCCCCUUCAAAGACCGCCACAGCAUCACCGAGCCGCUGGCUGUCAACUUACACACGCUCCGGAGUUCCUACAGCCAAGUGUGAGAGCUGCUCGCUGCCAAUUGCUGGAAAAAUUGUGACUGCUGCUGGCACGCGAUUCCAUCCGGAAUGUUUUGUGUGCCAUCAUUGUCAGACUCCUCUCGAGUGCGUAGCGUUCUACCAGGAACCCGACGCGAAGAGAAACGAGCGAUUGGCUGAGUCACCAGCUGAUGAUGAAGAAGCUCACGCAUUGAGAUUCUAUUGUCACCUUGACUUUCAUGAGCUGUUCAGUCCCAGGUGCAAGAGCUGUAAGACUCCAAUAGAAGGGGAAGUGGUUGUGGCGUGCGGAGCCGAAUGGCAUGUCGGUCAUUUCUUCUGUGCUGAAUGUGGUGAUCCUUUCAGCUCAGAAAAACCAUUCGUGGAGAAGGACGGGUUUGCAUGGUGCUUGCAAUGCCAUUCCCGCCGUACGGCCCCUCGAUGCCUAGGGUGCAAGAAGCCUGUUCUAGAUGAUGUCGUGAUCUCCGCCAUUGGCGGGCAGUGGCAUGACCAGUGCUUUGUCUGUCAUGAGUGCGGCGACGGGUUCGGUCCUGAUGGCCGGUACUUCGUCCGAGAGGGCGAGCCCAAACGAACGGCCAAGGGCCGUAUCAUCGGCGGACCUGUCCAACUAGCCGUGUGUGAAAGAUGCGAAGGCAUCCGGCUGAAGGCAUCUCCUUGAGGUCAGCCACCGCAACCCGCAUAAAUCCUGGUUCGAUUCACCGCGGUGCGAGUUGAUACAUUCUUUCUCUUCUGGGAAUGAUGCGAGCCGGUGGCUCCACAAUUUACCACUCUCCCGUCGCAGUGCUGUUCAUCGAUUGAGACAGGCUGUUGUUAUACAAUCUCUGGCCAAGUGCCGUUCUCGCUUUAUUUCUCUUUUGUUGAUUGCCGACUUACUAUAAAUCCACCAUGUCAUAUGCAUAGCAGCAAGCGGGAGUUCAGCACGCAGUAUAUUUGACACAAUGUAUGAGCAUGAGAAUCUUUGUUUUAUGUUUGCGUUACGGCCGUGUUUUCUACAGGAUGUUUUGAUUUUGGCACGUUGCAUUAUUUCUUUAGUUCUCGAAG